AUUGAUCCGUAUACCGAAGAAAAGCUGACGUUCUUGGAGAUACAGCUCGCUGUAGAAAGGAUCCGUCAACAACUGACUGGAAUCAACAAGAGUACUGUAAUUGCUUCUAUAUGCGGGAACUCGAUCUCAGUGCUUCUUACCUACUUGGCAGCAAUUGAUCUUGGUGCCAUUAUUGUGCCUGUGAAUCCAGCGUCGAAACAG
Messenger RNA from Ostertagia ostertagi, 201 nucleotides. The record is from the annotation of a GenBank genome assembly. NCBI's taxonomy places the organism in Eukaryota, Metazoa, Nematoda, Chromadorea, Rhabditida, Trichostrongylidae.